This is a messenger RNA of Penicillium malachiteum, 1368 nucleotides long. Its product is annotated as 3-deoxy-7-phosphoheptulonate synthase class II. Bases 1 to 1368 code for a protein of 455 amino acids. Gene Ontology annotation, molecular function: 3-deoxy-7-phosphoheptulonate synthase activity. The record is from RefSeq and is a predicted model, not a curated record. Gene Ontology annotation, biological process: aromatic amino acid biosynthetic process. The transcript has 6 exons. NCBI's taxonomy places the organism in Eukaryota, Fungi, Ascomycota, Eurotiomycetes, Eurotiales, Aspergillaceae.
AUGUCAGACUGGAGCCCCAAUUCGUGGACUACGAAGCCCAUUAAACAGGAUGUGGUUUAUGAAGAUGCUCAAGGGGUGCAAGAUGCCCUUCGGAAACUGGAGAAGCUCCCACCACUAGUUACCACACAAGAGAUCAAUAAUCUGAAGGUGAGUUUGAGAAAUGUUGCUUUGGGAAAUGCAUUCGUCUUACAGGGAGGCGAUUGCGCCGAGCUAUUCGAUUACUGCAACCAAGAUAUGAUUGAAGCCAAAGUUAAGCUUUUGCUACAAAUGAGUUUGGUUCUUAUCUGGGGAGCUAAUAAACCCGUGAUUCGUAUUGCACGAAUUGCCGGUCAAUUCGCCAAACCUCGAUCAAGUCCCACAGAGCUCGUCAACGGAGUUGAAAUGCCCUCUUUCCGAGGUGACAACAUCAACGGAUUUGACGCAGACGCAGAAUCUCGAAAGCCCGAUCCAGCACGUCUCGUUUCAGCAUACUUCCACUCCGCCGCCACGCUCAACUACCUACGUGCUUCUCUAUCCUCAGGUCUAGCAGACCUGCACUCCCCUCUAGACUGGGGUUUAGGUCAUGUCAUCACACCCUCGAUCAAAGAGCAGUACAGCAAGACCGUAAACGCCGUUAAGGAUGCCCUACGCUUCAUGCGUACAGUAGGCAUCGAUAAAGACCGCGGCAUGGAGACAGCAGAUAUCUUCACCAGCCACGAGGGACUUUCCCUAGAAUACGAGCAAACACUUACCAGACUCCUACGUAACCCCAGCGCAUCUGCUCAAUCAACCUCGAACUUCUACGCCACUUCCGCACACUUCCUCUGGAUCGGUGACCGAACCCGUCAACUAGAUGGUGCACACGUUGAAUUCUUCCGCGGAAUCGCCAAUCCAAUCGGAAUAAAGAUCGGUCCUAGCAUGGCCGCAGAGGAUCUAGUACGUCUACUAGACGUCGUGAAUCCCACUAAGGAAAUCGGCAAAGUCACACUAAUCUCGCGGUACGGCGCAUCUAAGAUCGCGACGUUCCUGCCUGCGCAUAUAGCUGCUGUGCAGGCUUCAGGACAUCUACCUGUGUGGCAGUGUGAUCCCAUGCACGGAAAUACGCAGGCUACACCGUCUGGUGUGAAGACGAGACAUUUUACUGAUAUCCUUGAUGAGUUACGCCAAGCACUGGAAAUUCAUCGUGCCGCGGGGUCGUUCCUUGGUGGUAUGCAUCUUGAGUUAACUGGUGAGGCGGUUACGGAGUGUGUUGGUGGUGCGGCUGGAUUGACGGCGGAUGGACUGGGAGAGAGAUAUACUACUUUCUGCGAUCCACGAUUGAAUGAGAAGCAGGCUCUUGAGCUUGCGUUCUUGGUUGCUGGGUUUUAUCGGGAAGAAGAGGAUAUUUGA